Molecule: messenger RNA, 1166 nt
Organism: Microcebus murinus (gray mouse lemur)
Lineage: Eukaryota; Metazoa; Chordata; Mammalia; Primates; Cheirogaleidae
Source: RefSeq, a predicted model, not a curated record
CUGCGCAUGCGUGCCUUCCGGCCCGAGCGCUGUGGGGAUUGAUGUCUGGGUCUCUUCCCCAAGGCUGACGGGGACGCGAGCGCCGUUUUUCUCUCGUCGCCGCCUCCGCCCUGGCUCCCACUCUCUUCCCCGCUUGAGUGCGGCGGCCGGGCCAUGGAAGAAGGUGGUUCCCGCAUCCGCCGGCGGGUGUGUGUCCGCAAAAGGGACCGUCCGGGCCUCGGGUGCGUUCCUGUCACCGCCGCCGAGGCCGAGAAAGACGACGAGGAGAAAGACGAGGAGGAAAUGGUCGCUGCGAGCCGGCGGCGGAGAACCGCGGGCGUGCAAGAGGCAGAGGUACGACCCCGACGCGCCCCCGGCCUUUUAGCCGCCGUCGCGGCGGGGACGCGAACCCCGGCCACCUCCUGCUCCCCACGCCCGCCCACCUGGGACACCAGGCACGGAGGACUUGGGACAGCUCUCACGGAGCGGAUUGAGAAGGGUGCUCGUGUCUUCCCGCCCCGCGACAACACGCACGGCACCUUUGCUGACUUAAAAACUGAUAAGCACACAGAGAACCAGAGUGGGCGUGAAGAUGUCACUGUUGAAGCUGGCGCUGGUCUUUUGUAUGAUGUACCUUCUUCACAGGUUCUAUACUUUGAAAAUUUACAGAACUCUUCAGAUGAUUUGGGCGAUCAGUCUACUAAAGAGAGAGAUCGGAACUCACCCUAUCACAAGACGUUGAAUGAGGAAUCCCCCCAUAAUCUCAUAGAGCAACCCCGGCAAAAUGAUGAGUCGUCAUCUAAAGUCGGAACUAGUUCAGAUGUGAAUAGGAGAAAAAGUGUUAAGGAUCAUCUAAAAAGUGCCAUGACUGGAAAUGCCAAGGCCCAAACACCAGUAUUUUCUAGGAGCAAACAUCUGAAAGAGACUCUCCUAUCCGAAGAAAUGAGUGUUGCUAAGAAAACAAUCGAGUCGUCAUCACAUGACCUGGGUCCUUUUUAUUCUUUACCCAGCAAAGUGAGAGACCUUUAUUUUCAAUUCAAGGGAAUUGAAAAAUUAUAUGGUAAUGCUUUUUUGCUGGAAUGGAAAAAAAAAAUUUUCCCAUCGUUAUAAUAUUAGUGCAAAUCAACAGAAGCAAAUGCUUUCAUGGUCAUAUUUCUCAUCUUGAAAAUAAAUCCGAGUACCAGGUA